UUCUUCGAAAUUCGUGCGGUGCGGUUGUGCGCGUCGGAUAAAAGUGCGAAAUGAGCGUUUUACCAAUUGCUUAAAACACUAAACACGCGCAGCGCUUUAGACGAUACGAAAGGCGUUAAAAACAAAAGUUAACAGCAAAAAACACGGUCAACGAAAUUUCGGCCAUACGGGCAAAGCUUUGUAUAAGUGUUUUAUUGUUAAACAGCUGCAAUUAAAAUUCAACUGAGUGAAACAAUUCGUUUCGCAAAAAGCAAAUAGGAGAGAAAAACAGUUGGAUGCUGUGUUAAAAGCAACAAAUACGACGUCAAAAGUCUCAUGUGUGCUGCGCCCUAAAAUUGUACAAGUGUGCGUGAGCUUGUAUGGGUGUGCGGUCCAGUUUUGUGUAUAACAAAAAAAUUCUGCGCUGUGCGUCCUUUGAAGGUGCCGCAAAGGUUGUACAUGUAUUGUGUGAAAGCUUAGCUGCAGCAACGCAGGAUAACGCAUUAGUCAUCAGCACAGCCGCUGGCAGCGCAGCUAGCGCAUCCUGUCUGUUGGCGCCGGUUCGCACACAAACAAAACACAAGCAAUAAGAAACAACAACAAAAGCUUCAGCACUAACAACAACAACUUGUUCUCCAUGCAUCGUUUAACCCCUGCAUGCGUAUAACAACAACAACGACAAAAACAGUGACAAGAAGAACGCAGGCAAAAGGAAAUUGAGAAUGGAGCGUAAAUUCACGCGUGGCUUGAAUAAGCCGGGCAUGGCCGCACAGCUGAGAGAGAGCGUCUCUCAGGUGGUGCGUGAGAGCGCCGUUUUGAUACACUGCCCUGGAAGCUAUCAGCGCAGUCUCUCCAUUUUGAACAAGCCACUCGUCGUGGAGCCGAUCGACUUUGAAGCCUUUAUAGCCAAAAAUAAAACACUCAUACAAAACGAUCCGCAGCGCGAGCUGCUUAUCUAUCCAGCAGACGAUGUCUCGGAGAUUGUUAUGCCGCGCAAGCAGCGCACCAAUGCCAAAUCUGUGGCAGAUCGGUUUGAGCCACCAAAUGAAGCCAUUGUUUCGCCGCUGCAUGGGCCCAUGGUUCUGGGCAGCAAUGGUCACUGUCAGGUGAGCCGGCAAGGCAGCUUGCAGUCAAAUGGCAGCCUUCACAACGGCCACAGCAGCACCAGCAGUCUGUCCAACGGCAAUGGACAAUUGUCACGUAAGAGUUCACAAUGCUCGAAUGGCUCGGUGGUGAGUCGUAAGACUUCGCAGGAGUCAUCCUAUGAAUCGGCACUGUCCUCGAACACAUUGCGUUCCCAUUUGGCGCAGCCCGAGGAGGUCGAUGAGUAUGCGGACGAGGAGCCAGCUGCUAGCGACGAUGUGUCAGAUUCAACUGCUCUGGGCUCGCGUGCCGAGUGCACGCGUUUCACACGCCAAGCGUUGUACACGUAUCGCGCCAAGAAUCAUCUCAUCCACUAUAAGUACAGCGCAUAUGGCGGCAACUGUCACGAUCUGCCCAGCACGUCGCCUGCCGAGGAGCUGCUGGAGGAGCUAUACGAAAUCGAUGCUGAUCAGGAUCGCAUCGAUGAGCAAAUGACUCGGUCCCAGGCGGACACCAUCACCAAACAGGGUUAUCUAUUGAAGGGGCCAGAUUCGGCCGCGGAUCGCAUGUUCGCCAACAUUGGCAAUAAGUCUUUCAAGCGUCGCUAUUGCUAUCUGCGUCAGGAGAUCGAUGGCACCUACAUGCUCGAACUGUACAAGGAUGAGAAGCAGGGCGACGCCAAGGCCACCAUUGUUAUGGACUUUUGCACGGAAGUGGUACAGAAUCCGAAACGCGGUCGAUUUUGCUUUGAGCUGCGUAUGACAGCUGGUCACAAAUCGUUCACUUUGGCCGCCGAGAACGAGCAGGACUUUAAGGAUUGGCUAUCCAAGCUAUCCUCAGUGCUGGCACAGAAUAAGGCGCAGGAGGAAAAGCGCAACGCAUCAUUGGAACGCCAGCCGGCAGCGAAUGCAACGCCCACGCCGCAGCUACAGCCACCGGCCAUGGAACCACCCACGUUUGGCACUCUCAAGGGUCUGGACCAGUCCCUACAUCCGCAGCUAAUGAAGUAUGGGCGCGAGACGGAUCACUCCAUAGCGCAGGCGCGUCGCGAGCAACGUCGCCGUCUCUUCGCCUGCUACCAGAGCAAUGCCAAAGCCGUGACCAACGAUAAUGUGGAGCAGUAUCGCGAUCACUUCGGCACACGCGUCCUGCUCAGCUGUCAAUGCCUGCGCUUCCGACUGCAGUGCCAAUCAGCGGACUUGUCGGAUGGCGCAGGUGGCGAACAGCUGUGCCAGGUGGAGCCCUACAUAACCAGCUUGGCGCUAUACGACGCCAAAGCCGGACGCAAACUCAGCGAGAACUUCUACUUCAACAUAAAUGAGCCAAAUGCUGCCCAGUGGCUGCCCAAUACUCCUGUGCCCGCCUCCGUGGCGGGCUGUGGCGUCCCCAGACGUGCGGAGAACGACGAGCGUAAUGCGGCUCAGGCUCCGCAUUCGCUAUUCGACGGUGUUUCUUCGGAGCUGCUGCGCUGUCCUCGCCAGCAGUUCCAGCAGCUACGCCAGUGUAUGCUGUCGGUCAGUGCUCCGCAUGCGGAUAUCUAUCUGGUGCUGCGUAUUGAGAAGGUGCUGCAGUGCAGCAUUGCCCAAGCAGCUGAGCCAUAUCUGAAGGCAGCACGUGAUCCCAAGCUGGGACAAAAGGUGCACAAAACGGCCAAGAACUGUGCCCAGCACAUUGGACACUAUCGCCAGCCAUUUGCCUGGGCCGCUCGCCCUCUCUUCAAGGCCUACAGCCAUGAGCUGGACGUGGACUCGCAUUGCAUAUGCGAAUUCAACACCAUCUAUCGCCAGGAGCUGCCCAAGCUUCGCGAUGAGGAGCUGCUCAAGCUGCUGGCCGACUACCGCAAGCCCGAAAAACUCAGCAAGCUGAACAUCAUACCUGGUUUUAUGCGUCUGCAGGUGCAGCUGCUAGAUCAAGCAGCACCCUGCGGCUUGACCAAGUCUUUGGCGCCUUUACCCACUUUCAGUGCCUCCGCCAAGCAUCCGCUCACUCUGGAACUCUCAGAGUUUCAGAGCCAAACCGAGCGUGAUGCGUAUCCCUAUACCAGUUUCUGUAAUCAUCUCUAUGUGUAUCCCCUGAGCCUUCAAUUCGAUAGUCAAAAAUUGUUUUCACGCGCUCGCAAUAUUACAGUCGUCGUCGAGCUGAGAGAUGGCGAUGGCGAGUACAGUAAACCGUUAAAGUGCAUCUAUGGCCGACCUGGUCAUGAUUUGUUGGUUUCCCAGAUCGCCUGCCCGGUGCUGCAUCACAAUGUCACGCCCACUUGGUACGAGGAGAUCAAGCUGCGCCUGCCACUGGGUCUAUUUCCGGAGCAUCAUUUACUCUUCUCCUUCUAUCACGUAUCCUGUAAUCUUAGCAAGAAACGCGAUGCACACGCGUCCUUUGAGACGCCUAUCGGAUAUGCCUGGUUGCCGUUGCUGCAGAAGAAUCGCAUCUGUUUGGAGGAACAGCUCUUGCCCGUGGCUGCUACGCUGCCCGUGGGUUAUCUAUCGAUACAGCCGUUGGGCUGGGGUAAGGGGCAGAACUGCGGUCCGGACAUUCAGUGGAUCGACAAUCAGCGUGCUCUAUACAGCGUUGGCCUGCGAUUGGACUCUACAGUGCUGACAUCGGAUCAACAUUUGCACAACUUCUUCGGUCACUGCGAACGGCUGCUGGAGGGCGGCAAGACUGGAGCCUUGCCCGCAGAGACUGAGACCUGCAAGAUCCUCAAGGCGGCGCACGCAAUCGAUAUGCGUUCCCUGAUCAACUUUCUGCCCACGCUCCUCAACGAGCUGUUCACGCUGCUGGUGCACACACAGUCGGAGGAGAUCGGGCUAAAUGUGAUACGUUUGCUGACGAACAUCAUACACCAGAUCAGCGAUGAGGCGAAACGCACAGAGCUGCUGGCUUCCUACGUGAAGUACGUGUUCCAUGGCCCUUACUACAGUCAGCAGACAGCUCGACUGCGCACCGUUCACGGAGAGCUGUGCCGGCAUCUGCCGUACCUGCUCAAUCCGAACAACACGGACUUUCUCAUCGUGAACAAGUUCAUGCGCUACUCCUCGAUCUUCUUCGAUUUGAUUGUGAAGAGCAUGGCUCAGCAUCUGCUGGCCACUGGACGCAUUCGCAUGUUGCGCAACGAACGAUUUCCCAAGGAGUACUCGGAUCGGGUGGAGCAGUUGGUUAAGGCGCUGAUACCCUAUAUAACAACCCGUUACGAUGAUCUCGGCGAGGAGACGCAGCUGCUGAACCGUUCGCUGGCGCGUUUUGUGCGGCAAUGUCUCAGCUACAUGGACCGUGGAUUUGUGUUCAAGCUGAUACGCUUUUACAUGGAGCAGUUUGCGCCUGGCAAUCCGCGCGUGCUCCACGAGUACAAGUUCAACUUUCUGCAGGAGAUUUGCCAGCAUGAGCACUAUGUGCCGCUCAAUCUGCCGUUCGUGCUGAAUCCCAAGAAUCGGCCGCCAGAAUUGUUGCAGCAUUUCACGCUCUCUGAACAGUUUUGUCGCCAGCAUUUUCUCUCCGGUCUGCUGCUGCAGGAGCUGAAGAGCAGCCUCAACGAGGUGGGUCAUGUGCGUCGCCAUGCGCUGUCGGUCUUCAGGGAUCUGCUAGCCAAGCACGAGCUGGAUGCACGCUAUCAACAGCGCGGCCAGCUGUGCCGCAUAGCACUCUUGUAUGUGCCCUGGCUGGGCAUUGUCAUGGACAACUUGCAGCGCAUCGAUGACUUGUCCGACUCAGGUGCCAACACGCCCAACGGGCAUGUGUAUGCGGACUCGGCGUCCUAUACGAAGCGACUCAGUUGCUCCAGCAGCUAUGUUUUUAGCAAGGACUCCUCGACCUUUGGCUCGCUUACCUCCACGCCUCGUUCCAAGAACCGUCUCACACCUCACGCUGAUCAUGCGAGCCCCUGUCGCACCUCCAUGCACAUCAAGGAUCACAACUAUUUGGCCGCAAUCGCGGGCACAGCGAUUGGCAAUGGCAUCUCCAAUUUGUCGCUCAACUCGAAUUCUGAUUCAGGCCACUCACAGGACACCACAACAAUUGGCGCUUACACCAAUGGCGAAACGGAUGUUGCCCUGCGCAACGGUCACAAUCGAUCCGUAAGCGUGACCCAUGCACAGAUCCUGGCGCGCUUCGACAAGUUUAGUGCAGCGGAGAGCAAGGAUUUGCUGCUUGGCUUUCUGUUCAUUGUGAAGCAUCUGUCGCAGGAUCAAAUGGUUGCCUGGUGGCAGAGCUGCAACGAGACAGAGACACUGCAGUUCCUCUCAAUCUUAGACUUGUGCCUGCUGCAGUUUCGCUACGUGGGCAAGAAGAAUGUUGUGAUGGGCAGUGAAGCUCGAGUGCAAAGGCCCGCUAAAGCAAACACGCUGCCCGCACGCAGCACGCCGCCAGUGCUGGAGAAUGGCAACGCAGAGCCAACCACUGGCACUGGCACUGGCACUCUCACCCAGACGCGUGAGCAUCUGCUAGAGGAUAUGGACUUGUGUGCCAGAUCACAGCAGGCGCUAUAUGAAUCAAAUCUGGCCACGGAAGUGGGCAUGAUCAUACUGGACUGCCUCGGUCUCUAUGUGCUGCAAUACCGCCAGCUGCUGGCGGAUAGCCUGGUGCUGCCCAAGCUGGCGCGCGUCUAUUUGCGCUUCUUGCAGCUGGGCCAGUCUGAGCGUUUGUCCAAGCAUCUAUUUGCUGCCCUGCGUGCCUUCAUCAACAACUAUUCGAUGGCCCUAUUCAAGGGCAAUGCCAUGCUCUGUGGCCAAAUGGUCUAUGAGCUGCUGAAGGCCUGCGACAGCCGGCUGGUGGACAUACGCCACGAAUCCUGCGCUGUUCUGUAUCUGCUGAUGCGCAGCAACUUCGAGUUCAGUGGUCGCAAGGCGCUCACUCGCGUUCAUCUCCAAGUCAUCAUCUCUGUGUCGCAGAUGAUUGGUAAUGUGAUUGGCCUGAACAAUGCGCGCUUCCAGGAGAGCUUGUCUAAUAUCAACAGUUAUGCCAACAGUGAUAAGGCCAUGAAGGGCACAGGUUUUCCCCUAGAGGUCAAGGAUCUGACGCGGCGUGUACGCACAGUGCUUAUGGCCACGGCGCAAAUGCAGGCGCACCACAUGGAUCCCGAACGCCUGCUCGAACUGCAAUAUUCGCUGGCCAACUCGUAUGCCUCCACACCGGAGCUGCGGCACACCUGGCUGGUGACCAUGGCCCGUAAUCACGAGCAGAAUGGCAACUUCUCGGAGGCCGCCUGCUGUCACUUGCACAUUGCGGCGCUUAUGUGCGAAUACCUGCGCCUGCGCGGAGGCUGCACUCUCAACUGGUCCUCGACAGCCUUUGGCAAGAUAUCGCGCAACAUUCCGCUGGAUGAGCAGGGCCUGAAGCUAGAUGCUGGCGCCCAAGAUUCGCAGUACACAGAGCAAAUGCUGCUGGAGCAGCUGAAGCAAUGCGCCGACUUCCUAGAUCGAGCCGAGCGCUUUGAGUGCCUCGGCGAGCUUUACAAGCUCAUCCUGCCCAUCUACGAGCGUGCACGCAACUUUAUAGAGCUGGCCCAGAGCUAUGAGCAUCUCACACAGGCCUACAAUAAAAUAGUCGAGGUGAAUCGGUCCGGAAAGCGCAUGUUGGGCCGCUUCUAUCGAGUGGUCUUCUAUGGCAUGAUGUACUUCGAGGAAGAUCACGCAAUUGAGUUCGUGUACAAGGAGCCAAAGCUGACUUCGCUUAGCGAAAUUUCUGAACGCCUGGCCAAACAGUAUAAGGAAAAGUUUGGGGCCGACGUAGUCAAACUCAUAAUGGAUUCAUCGCCGGUAAAAGUUGACGAAUUGGAUGCCAAGCUAGCCUACAUACAGGUCACCCAUGUUAUACCGUUUUUCACCAAAGACGAGCUCGAUCAGCGCCUGAACGAGUUCGAACAGAAUCACGAUGUGGAUACAUUCAUGUAUGAAACACCCUUCACCAAGUCUGGUGCAGCACGCGGCAGCGUGGAGGAGCAAUGGAAACGCAAGACGGUCAUUAAGACCCGAUAUUCGUUUCCGUAUGUGCUCAAACGCAUACCUGUCAAAUCACGUGAGAUCAUCGAGCUGAGCCCCAUAGAGGUGGCCAUUGAUGAGAUGCAAUCAAAGGUUUCAGAGCUGGAGGAGAUCAUUUUGCCCCCGGCCGAUGUCAAGAAGCUGCAGUUGCGUCUGCAAGGCAGCGUAGCAGUUACUGUAAAUGCGGGCCCCCUAGCCUAUGCGCACGCCUUUCUGGAUGCCAAGGUGAUCAAAAACUUUUCGCUGGAUCGCGUUGAGGAUCUGAAGGAUGUAUUCCGGGACUUCAUUGGCGUCUGCCACAAAGCACUCUGCGUGAACGAACGGAUGAUCAGUGCCGAUCAGAAGGAGUACCAUCAUGUGCUCAAGGAGAACUAUGAGAAGCUGUGUCAAGCCCUCAGUGAGUUACUCCAAGACGAGUCAUUCCAGCCGCUUAGCGAUGAUGCCGACGCAGCAGCCCAGCGCAAUAGCAUGGCUUUAUUCAAUGCGAUCAGUGGGGCCUCACAUAACUCAAGUUUUGGUUUUGCCGUUUAUUAAAGCCCAUGCAAACCAGCAAAUACCAUAUAUAUACCCCACACAAACAUCAUAUAUACAGCAUAAAGAUCUACAUAUACUACAUACGCAUAUAUUUAUAUAAAAACGAAAUAUAUAUAUAUCAACACGCACACAUCUACACACAGACAAACGAAAUUGUAACUAAUUUUUCGGCCAGUUGACCAAACACUUGUUAAGUUCAUAAAUGCGAUUAGCAUACCGAGAGUCGACCUUUAAUUGUUAUUAAAUUUUAAGUAAAUGCAUAUUUGUACAUACAUCUAAGAAUGUCUUAACCAUUGUAAAUUUUUUUCUAUUCAAUUUUUGGUUUUUUUUUUUAUAAUUUUUAUUCAUAGCUUAUUUUUACAAUUUCCAGUGAGAAGCAUGACUAGAGAAAGAAAACCCUUGAUAUACAUUUAAAUACCCAAACGUACUUCCUGUUUAUUAAGCUCCCUCAGAUCCUUUAUUAGAUUAAAUCUGCCGUGUCUUCGAUUAAAAAUUGUUUGAUAAUGAAAUUAUAGUAAACACAACUAACUAUACCUAAUAAGAG
This is a messenger RNA of Drosophila hydei, 8112 nucleotides long. RefSeq names its product dedicator of cytokinesis protein 9 (gene Ziz). The coding region runs from base 702 to 7568 and encodes 2288 amino acids. Gene Ontology annotation, biological process: positive regulation of GTPase activity; small GTPase-mediated signal transduction. Lineage: Eukaryota; Metazoa; Arthropoda; Insecta; Diptera; Drosophilidae. The record is from RefSeq and is a predicted model, not a curated record. The transcript has 14 exons. Gene Ontology annotation, molecular function: guanyl-nucleotide exchange factor activity.